UGUAACAAUCGUUUCCCAGCUGCCUGCGUCUCGUAAAAGUUUUCAUAGAUGUUGCCACUGCUAUGCCAGCCCUAGCGUCGUGCACGAUGCAUCGGAUCAAAGGAUAAUACCUAGUACGUUGAGAGCGUAAACUAGCAAGACCGGCUUAUUAAGUGAGAAUGGCAACAUGGAAUUUCUUAUGCAUCAUGCUCUGCAACAUUCCAAGGUGUUUACCAGAAGUAUGCUUUUCUCGCUCAGGCACGCGAAUUCCACGUUCUCCAAAAUGGAGAACUGCUGGGCGCUCCUUGAGGAUCUAUCACGACAUAUCCGCCACUAGUGGCAACGAUGCUCACUCAACUUUACGUCAACUUGGCGUUAUUUCCAGCGUGGCAGCGUGGCUGCGACGCCGUAUCCAUAGAAGGAUCCCACCCUGCCCUCUCAUUGGCCUCCCCGCGCCGACGCAGCGGUUCUUAUUUUCCCAUCACAUUCGUGGCUGCAUCGUGAAGCUUGGGGGGAAAAGGCUAUGAUGUUUACUGAUUUUUGCUUAUCGUCGCCAGGAUUGCGAAAAGACGAUCCUGAGACGUUAGCGUCACACAUUACCGUUUACUGGGUCCCUUGCCUCUGUGGCUAGCUACUAGACUGCUAGAGGACUGAAAGGGCGGGCGAUGGCUUGAGAUCCCUGGCGUAGACAUGCCAAACUCUUCACAUAUUGACGUUAGUGCUGAUGUUUUUUUACUCCAGGACUUCGAAGCCACUGUUGAGCACAUCUAGGAUCGAAGCCCUAUGAUCGACCCAGGGAGGGAACGCCCAUUACCUCGUUCGUCCCACCUGGCUGGCACACGGGAAAUUUACUCGCGUUAUUAUUCCCAAUCCAUCGGAUAGGAGUUGGUUUCCGACCGAAGGAUCUCCCACCAGCAGGCAAUUGUGCUUACCACGAGAAGGGGUAGCGACAGCUAGGACGUACAUAGCAAGCCGUGGCAGCGUGGGAAAAAUGUCCGUAACUUAGUCCCUGCCCUAGGCACGCAGGCACGGAACCGUGCUGCCGAAAACAAAAGUAAGAUGAACACACUUGGUUCACGUAUGGUUCGGGAAUAGUAAACUCUCCAUGGUGAACCGGUUGAGAACUGCUGUACUGUACUGUACUGUAUCGUACGAAGGUGGCUUUGCCACUCUUGUUUCUGUAG
Messenger RNA from Annulohypoxylon maeteangense, 1163 nucleotides. RefSeq lists its product as uncharacterized. NCBI's taxonomy places the organism in Eukaryota, Fungi, Ascomycota, Sordariomycetes, Xylariales, Hypoxylaceae. The coding region runs from base 159 to 506 and encodes 115 amino acids. The transcript is spliced from 4 exons. The record is from RefSeq and is a predicted model, not a curated record.